Effrenium voratum is the source of this 1350-nucleotide messenger RNA. Lineage: Eukaryota; Dinophyceae; Suessiales; Symbiodiniaceae. The record is from the annotation of a GenBank genome assembly.
AUGGAGGGCCUCAAGUUGACGGGAUACUUCCGUGGCUGCUUCUGUGGCUCCAAGUGGGGCAAGGCGCGGAAAGAGCAGAACUGGACGCUCUUGUGCAAAACGGUUCCUGCGAUCUGCAAGCGGUUCAAGGAGUUGCCAAACAGCGUGCGGCGCAUCCUGAACAUGUCGCACUUAAAGAAUGAGUGGGGCUACACCCAGAAGGCGGACAGCGUGCAUAUCCCGUACCCGCUGCAGGUUUGCAUUGAAGAUAUGGUGAUGGAGCGCAUCGUGCUUGGUGAGGAGGUCACCAUGCAGUUUGUGGCCAACACAAUGUCCUUUGCCAUCGACCUCUGGAACGAAUCUGUAGGCACCAUGCAGAAUUUGUUCUAUGAGAAGAGCCUGGAGAUGCUGCAACAGCAAGAUGCAAACUUUGCCAACCUCAGUGAGGAUGCGUUGGUCAUGAUGGACCAAGCUGGGGCGCACAUUUCGAAGACCUAUCGAAAGCUCCAAAUGCAGUGGCAUAACAAGCUCGUGUGGCUUGCUUGGCACCAGCGCGGGUAUACAUCCCAGCUGGACAUCGCACGGUGGCUCUUUGACGGAAAUCAACAGAGUGUGAUCGCUCAGCUUCAGCGGAGCCGUGACUCCAUGACACGACUAUGCCACCUCACCGAGCUUCCUGAGUUUGCCGGCGAGGAAGAUGGGGAGAUGGAGCACAUGCGCAUGCAUCAGAUUGAUGGUGAGACCUCGUACCAGUGGGCCAUCCAGCUGAACGAGGACGUCAGCAGCCGUCGCUUGCUCCCGGAAUACGUUGGCAAGAUUCUGGGGAUGAGGGUGUGCAAGUUUGCCCAAGAGCAUGCCAGCUGGGAGGGGGCCAUCCGCAAGCGUGCUGAGAUGGGCAAGCCGCUUACCAACACCCAGCAGGUCAGGCACACCGUUUUUCUAGCAAGCGCGCAGGAGAAGCUGAUUUUCUGCAAGCGACGGAAACGCCUGAUCUGCGACGCAAAGCAAGUCAACAAGGAGUGUUUUGCCUUGGAGCUCAACCUGAGCGAUGAUGCCACCAAGCUGACACUUGCACCGGUGAGGGGAACUGCACACAGGCUCGUGCUGCUCAAGGCCGGCACUAUGGAUGCCGCCGCGUUGAUUCCUUCCGAGUUGGACAGGCCGGUUCCUGGAGAUAUCGUUCCCGAUGACCAAUCAGAUGGCGACGUGGAGAACGAGGGGGAGCCGCUGGGUGAAGACCAGAUCCGCGACUAUGCGGAUCAGAUGCACCAGUUCAACAACCCGGCUGAUGCAAUUGAGGAGGAGGCCGGUGUCGACGUCUUGGCAGACAGCGAUGACGACCUGGAAGCACUUGGCCUGAGCCAUGUCUGA